GUAAAUGCAAAACCCUAACAACAUCGCAAUUAAUCCAGAGAGAUGAAGAAAGCUCUUUUCAAGCCAAAGCCCAAAACACCAGUGGAGCUCGUGCGCCACGCCCGGGAACUCAUCAUCUUUCUCGACUCCAAAACAUGCACUCGUGAAAGUAAACGCGAAGAGAAGCUAUCAGACCUAAGCAAAACGGUACUGGAGAUAAGAACUGUUCUUUAUGGAAACGGAGAAUUAGAGCCAAAUGCUGAGGCGUGUUCUCAGAUCACACGAGAGUUUUUCAAAGAUGACACAUUUCGCCUUUUCAUUCUCUAUCUGUCAAAUCUUAAUCUCGGGGCACGCCAAGAUGCGACCCACGUGAUUGCAAAUUUGCAAAGGCAGCGAAUUAAUUCGCAACUAAUUGCUUCUCAGUACCUGGAAAAAAAUCUAGAUCUUGUGGACAUGCUCAUAGACGGUUAUGAGAAAGAGGGUGACAUUGCUUUGUCGUAUGGUGCGGUUGCAAGGGAGUGCAUACGCCACCAGAGCGUAGCAAGGCAUAUUUUGGAAUCAGAGCACAUGAAGAAGUUUUUUGACUAUAUUCAGCUACCAAAUUUUGAAAUAGCAUCAGAUGCUGUUGCAACUUUUAAAGAGUUAUUGACAAGGCACAAAUCUACAGUUGCUGAAUUUCUUUCUAAAAAUUAUGACUGGUUCUUCAAAGAGUACAACUCUCAAUUGCUUGAAUCCACCAGUUAUUUUACUAGACGGUACGCUAUCAAGUUAUUGGGGGAUAUGUUAUUGGAUCGCUCGAAUGCUGCUGUAAUGGUCCAGUAUGUGAGCUCGUUCGAUAAUAUGAGGAUCCUCAUGAAUCUCUUAAGAGAUUCAAAUAAGACAAUUAAAUUGGACUCCUUCCACGUUUUCAAGCUAUUUGUUGCAAAUCAAAAUAAGCCUCCUGAGAUUGUCAGCAUCCUUGUUACAAACAAACAUAAGCUUUUGCAAUUUUUGGACAACUUUAAUAGCGACAAAGCGGACGAGCAUUUUCAAGCAGAUAAACAACAAGUAAUAAAUGAGAUAAUAACUCUUGAACAAGAGGAUCGUCCAUGCACAUCUUUGGACAAUUGUGAAGUUCCAUGUUGAAUACUUACUGUCCGGAUUUUUAAUCAUCUUUCAAUUUCUCCAAGUCACACUUUGCUACGUCAAGUCACUUGUGUUUCUUUUUUUUUUUUCACAUGCCAUUCUCAAUGGGAAGAAUCAAAUAUACUUCACUGUGAA
Messenger RNA from Glycine soja, 1239 nucleotides. Its product is annotated as putative MO25-like protein At5g47540. The transcript is spliced from 11 exons. Gene Ontology annotation, biological process: intracellular signal transduction. Gene Ontology annotation, molecular function: protein serine/threonine kinase activator activity. The record is from RefSeq and is a predicted model, not a curated record. NCBI's taxonomy places the organism in Eukaryota, Viridiplantae, Streptophyta, Magnoliopsida, Fabales, Fabaceae. The coding region runs from base 43 to 1104 and encodes 353 amino acids.